This is a messenger RNA of Lynx canadensis (Canada lynx), 1699 nucleotides long. RefSeq names its product GDNF family receptor alpha 3 (gene GFRA3). The transcript has 8 exons. Bases 184 to 1371 code for a protein of 395 amino acids. Gene Ontology annotation, molecular function: signaling receptor activity. Gene Ontology annotation, cellular component: external side of plasma membrane; signaling receptor complex. Gene Ontology annotation, biological process: nervous system development. Lineage: Eukaryota; Metazoa; Chordata; Mammalia; Carnivora; Felidae. The record is from RefSeq and is a predicted model, not a curated record.
GGGCGGCGCCCAGGACUCUGGUGGGAGAGUGUCGGCACCGCGCGCGAGGAAGGGCGGGAGGCGGCAGUGGCUGGCGGUCGAGGAGCCCGGCUCGCAGAACCUCAGCUCGAGGAGCUAGGGGAGCACGGCGCUGGGUGCAGGCAUAGCGUCUCCGGAGCCGACGGCCGGCGUGCGGACAGAGCCAUGGUUCGUCCUCCUAACCCGCGACCACUGGCGCCCUUAUUCCUGCUGCUGCUGCUACCGCUGCCGCUUGGAGCCGCAGACCCUCUCCCUAUAGAGGGCCGGCUCGUGAACAGCUGUAUUCAGGCCAGGAGGAAGUGCCAGGCCGAUCCUGUUUGCAGUGCUGCCUACCACCACCUGAAUUCCUGCACCUCUAGUAUAAGCACCCCGUCACCCACACAGGAACUUUUGGUCCCUGAGGACUGCAGGGAGGCAGCAAAGCACCUCAGGAAUAGCUCUCUGAUGAGCUGCACAUGCCAUCGGCGCAUGAAGAACCAAGUUGCCUGCCUGGACAUUUACUGGACCAUUCACCUUGCCCGCAGCCUUGGUGACUAUGAACUGGAUGUCUCCCCCUAUGAAGACACCGUGACCAGAAAACCCUGGAAAAUGAAUCUCAGCAAACUGAACAUGCUCAAACCAGACUCAGACCUCUGCCUCAAGUUUGCCAUGCUAUGUACUCUUAAUGAUAAGUGUGAUCGGCUGCGCAAGGCCUAUGGGGAAGCGUGCUCGGGAUCCCGCUGCCAGCGCCACACCUGCCUCCAUCAGCUCCGCGCCUUCUUCGAGAAGGCUUCAGAGCCCCACGCUCAGGGCCUCCUGUUGUGCCCCUGCGCACCGGCCGACCAGGGCUGCGGGCAACGCCGGCGCAACACCAUCGCUCCCAGCUGCGCUCUGCCGUCUGGAGCCCCCAACUGCCUGGAGCUGCAGAGCCUCUGCGUCGCUGACCCGCUGUGCAGAUCUCGCCUGGUGGAUUUCCAGACCCACUGCCAUCCUUUGGACAUCCUAGGGACCUGUGCAACAGAGCAGUCCAGAUGUCUGCGAGCAUACAUGGGGCUGAUUGGGACUGCCAUGACUCCCAACUUUGUCAGCAAUGUCAACAUCAGUGUUGCCUUAAGCUGCACCUGUCGAGGCAGUGGCAACCGGCAGGAAGAGUGUGAACAGCUGGAAGAGUCCUUCUCCCACAACUCCUGCCUCAUGGAGGCCAUUGCAGCUAAGAUGCGUUUUCACAGCCAACUCUUCUCCCAGGACUGGGCAGACUCUACCUUUUCCGUGAUGGAACGCCAGAACAAAAAUCCUGCUCUGAUGCCACAGCCCUGGGUGCCCUCUCUUUUCUCCUGUACACUUACUUUGAUUCUUCUCCUGAGCCUCUGGUAGCUGGACUUCCCCUGGGCCCCUCUCCCCUCUACCACACCAGCCUGACCUUCAGCCUGCAAGGGGUAAGGAAAGAGCGGCAUCAGGAAGGAGGUGCAGUAAACAACAUGGCGACCCUCAGUCCAUACUGCAUAUCCAACUGACUCCACAUGGGGCCAUCGUUGAAACUGACUCAUUCCCUCCUCAGCCCUUCCUUAGGACUUGGUGACCAUGAUUUAGCCAUAUCUUCUGGUGGAGACCAUCUCUACCAGUCUCUCUUAUAAUCCUUUCCUCUUGCCCACCAGAAUCACCCAGGCUCUAACAAAUCAGUCAUUAUCUAUUGCAUUCUCCA